GAGCAACAACCGAAUAUGUGUGAAGAGCGCGAACGAUACCAGUCGCCUGCUUCCCAGAAUAGACUGAUUUAUUUUCGGCGGUAACGGGACGUAUAUUUAUUUGUUGUAACGGCAACAGACAAUCCUCAACACACACCAUGACGAAACGAUCCUCGAUUGUUGCCUGCCUGCUAUUCCUCUUGGGAACUUCUACCGCCGCCGCUUGGACUCCGCCUGUCGUGGUUCCAUCUGUUACACAUCACACGGGAAAGGCCGCUGCGCAACAUCAAUCCCAGUUUCAGCAUCCCCAUGAUGCUUUGUCGGAGCACGUUCAAGAAUGGGUUUCGAGCCGAGGGCAGACAGUGAACGAAUGGUUCGGGGUUCCACCCGCCAAUGCCGCCGAAGCAUCGGGGCCGCCCACCAAGAACGAAAUUCUGACCCUUCAAAAGGCCUUUGCGGCGUUUUAUGGCACCCAGCGAGAUCCAGAGGCAGCCCUGCCACUUCUGGACGAAUCCGUCAAAGCCUUCGAGAGACAGCCCGCCGACGAACGCGCGGGAUUGUACCGGGUUCGGGGGGAUUGCAAAAUGGCCCUGAAGGAUCCGGUGGCGGCCGUAGAGGAUUAUUCGAUGGCCAUUGACUUGCUGAAGCUUCCCGAGGCAAAGGAAAAGGCUGAUCCCGCCGAAUUACCGGCAUCGACGUGAGUGUUCGUUUUAUUGUUCGUUCUUGUUGUUUUCAUAGCUUGUUUUUGUUGAUGCGAUUGGAUUUAGUUCCACGUAAAAAGACCCUGAUGCGAGAAAAGAUUAUAGCCUUGCAGUGCCCAGAAUUCACGACACGGGCUGACACGGGCUCCUUUUUCUUUAUGUACAAAUCUAUGAAUGGUAUUCGAAAGACUCGGACGGGCCCGUGCUAUUCGCAGCCUAGGAGCCAGGGCGACACCCGAGCAGGCCAAGAGUGCUGUCGGCGAUUACAAAGAAGCCUUGAUCCUGAACUCGAGAGACGACUGGGAUACGGAAGCGGAACAAAUCGAGGACGGGGCCAAGACCAAUCCGUAUGCGGCCUGGGAAUAUGGAAUGGCCCUGAGGCGCAACGGGCAGUACGAGGAAGCCAAGGCGAUGCACACGUUCACGAGCGACCUCUUUGAUUCCAUCGGGGAUCGGCCACGUUCCGUCAUCAGCUUGCUGGACGCCGGAGUCGAUGCCGCGAGUGCGGAGGCCGCAGGAUCGGCUUCCAAGGGUGGCGAGGACGCCAAGAGCCUCUUGAAGAGGGCCAUAUCCUACACCACCACGACGGAGAGCCGGGAUGUGUCUCUCUUGCAACGCGUCGUAGCCAAGGAGGGGGAGGGACGAAUCGUGCUGGCGGCCAUCGAGUGGGCCGACAAGGACAAGUCACUCCGGGCCGACGCCGAGAAGGAAUUGUCGACCGCGUGCGAGCGACUGGACCAGCUCGAACAGGAUGCCUUGUCGCGGGGAAGAAAGGCUCCCUCGUCCACCUCCACGGCACUAGCGGUGAGGUUCAACAUCGACGACUACCCCGGUGCGCUCGAAACAUCUUGUUCCCGCAUCACAAAAAACCGAGAUUUUCAAAGAGAUCGGUUGGAACUCCCGGAUCUGUUGCAAGAAAAGAUUCAAAAACUAAAUCAAUUGAAAUAAAUAUAUAGGUUCUGAAGAGUUAAGGAUAUUUGUUU
Messenger RNA from Pseudo-nitzschia multistriata, 1663 nucleotides. The record is from the annotation of a GenBank genome assembly. Lineage: Eukaryota; Bacillariophyta; Bacillariophyceae; Bacillariales; Bacillariaceae.